This is a messenger RNA of Salvia miltiorrhiza (redroot sage), 1418 nucleotides long. RefSeq lists its product as uncharacterized. Bases 870 to 1268 code for a protein of 132 amino acids. The transcript has a single exon. Lineage: Eukaryota; Viridiplantae; Streptophyta; Magnoliopsida; Lamiales; Lamiaceae. The record is from RefSeq and is a predicted model, not a curated record.
GGUCUAAAAAUGUAUUUAUGGACCAUGAAACAUCAAGAAAGCAUAUCAGACAAUAGUAUAUCAGAAUGAAAUGACAUUAUCACACACUUAACAAUUUUGAAAACCAACAAGGCCUAAGUUUUUGGACAGAAAUCAAAGUCCAAAAACUACCAUCAAUAAAUCCACAACCAAAUUAAGAAUUUUACUGUGGUCCCAAAUAAAUAAAGAAUUACUAAAAAAACCAACAAUUUAUUAGGAUGUAAACACAACAUGAGACUGAAAGGGCAUCAAUUCGGCUUUGAGAGAAACCAGGUCUGCUGCUAUCUGCUAUCUGCAUCUCUAUUCUCUAGUCCCUUUACUACACAAUUCUUUCUCAAUCCCACAAAAUGCUCUCUAUUUUUAUUUUCUUUCUUGAAAUUUUCCAUGCAAAAACAGACACCUUUUGUCAUCUAAUAAAUUUAUUUCUUAUAACUAUGUGAUUGUCUCAUCUGUUGCUUAUAAAAAACAAUAAUAAAGAAAAAAUAGAAAAGAUGAUAGAAAAAAGAACAACCCUUUUCCCUCCACUUAUUUUCCUACCUGUUUUCACACUUGGAUUUCUCAAGGUUUUUAUUUUUGAAAAAAUUGCAAAGAAGAGAGAGAGAAUUUAAAGUACCUGUAAACAACAAGUAGUACAACUCUCCAACUCUUUUUAACUUCAUUUUAUUACAGUCUUUAGUUCCAACGUUCUUGAGAAAACUUAAGUUUUGAUGCCAUCAUUUUCUUCUUUUCCCUCCUCCAAACUUUUAUCCAAUCCCCAAAAACACACAUUUCUUUACUCCUUUUCUUGACUUCUUUUUCCACUGAGGAAUAUCCUCGAACACCUUAUCUGCCAGAAACCGAGAAUUCUCAAAAUGGCGACUUCCGCUCCGGUAUUAGACCCUUUACAGCAGCAGCAGCCGCCGCCGAUGGAGAUGGCGCAGCAAGCCUACACCGCGCAUUCCGGUCACGGGUCGGUGGGACCCGUUAUCGGAGUUCUCGCGGUUAUAACGAUUCUGGGCGCAAUCGCGGUGAUGAUUGGGCGGCUUUGCUCGGGUCGGGGCAUAAGGGGCCACGCGCAGUACGAUUUCGAGAGAUGGGUCGAGACCAAAUGCGCCUCUUGCAUUGAUGGCCGGGUCGACCACCCUCCGCCGCGGGUCGUCGUCGAGCACCGCGUCAGCAGCUCGUCCGGAGACGGCGCCAGAGCGGCGGCGGCGGCGGAAGAGAGAGUCGAGGAGGCGAAUGAGAGUCAUCAUCAACAACAACAUGAGUAGACCUCCAAUCAAAAUCUUUCAAGUGAAAUCCAAGGUUUUCACUCACUGUAAACUGUUUGUUUCCUUCUUUUUUUCUUUUUUAUGUUUCUAUUGGGGGAAAAGAAAUUUUAAAUUUUUUGUGGGUUUAUAUGGAGUAUUAAUGUUUCUUUA